AUGACGCCCGCGACGCGCGAGGUCGCGCGCGUCCCAGCGCCCACGCGCGCGGCGCUCGACGCGUGUCGAGACGCGCGCUGGCGCGCGACGUUCGCCGCGCACGGCUUCCGCGCCGUCGCGCUCGAGGUGCCGGAAGAUUUCAUUCGUUACGUCCUCGCCGACGGCGUCGUCGCGCGCGAGACGGACGCCGCGAUGCCGCGAAGGGUGGCGCAGGACGCGUUCGACGCGGCGGAGAGCGCGGCGCGGUUCGCGCGCGCGCGGGCGACGACGACGACGAUGGAAGAGGAGGAGGCGGAGGACGCGAGCGCGCGGGACGGCGCGAGGCGAGCGACGUUCGCGGCGUUUGAACGCGCGAUCGAGGACGCGAUCGAAGCGCUGGGGGGAGAGGUGGCGCCGAAAUUCGCGUGGAGCGCGCCGAAAGACGCGGCGUGGGUCGCGGCUGGGAACACGAUGAAGUGCCGGAACGCGGACGAGGUGGUGCUGUUGCUCAAGGCGAGCGACGCGGUGGCGCACGAUUUGACCGAGGCGUACGGGGCGUGUGAGGAUUACGCGCGCGGUGAUGGGAGCGAGGAGAGCGAGGAAGAUCGCGCGGUGCGCGAGCACGCGGCGUCGGUGCUGACGCUUCGGGAGUGGUACGAUUUGAACCCGAGCAUGGAGUUUCGAUGCUUCGUGAAGAAUAGAAAUUUAGUCGCCGCGUCGCAGCGACACGUGAACGACUUCUACGAGUUUUUGGUGCGAGACAAGGAUGCGAUCGAAGACGCGAUCGCUCUGUUCUGGGAGUCGAACGUCUCGUGCACGUCGUGGCACGACGAUCAGGUCGAUUACGUGUUCGACGUGUACGUGACGCCGAAGACGAAGAAGGUGAAAAUAAUUGAUUUCAACGUCUGGGGCGGGACGACGCUUCCUUUGCUCUUCGAAUGGCACGAACUAGAGGCCAUGAAUCGCGACCGCGCGGAGGGCGACGACGCGCGCGGGUACGCGGACGAAAUAGAGUUUCGCAUCAUCGAAUCGCAGGGACACAUUCGCCCCGGGCUGCAGCUCGGCGUCCCGUUUGACUUAUACGACACCUCCGAGGGCGGGGCGAUCUCAGAGUUCUUGGAAGAACAGCGCCGUCGACAGGAACAAGAAAGUUGCGCGAGUCUGUGA
Molecule: messenger RNA, 1146 nt
Organism: Ostreococcus lucimarinus CCE9901
Lineage: Eukaryota; Viridiplantae; Chlorophyta; Mamiellophyceae; Mamiellales; Bathycoccaceae
Exons: 1
Coding region: 1-1146 (381 amino acids)
Cellular component (GO): cytoplasm
Source: RefSeq, a predicted model, not a curated record